GCUCUCACAGAAGCGCGCCCUCUCCACGCGGCCGAGUACGCAGCACCUCUCUGUGCAUCCUCCGCGCUGUCAGCCGAGCAACAGCCUAAGUGUCCCUCCGCCGUGAAGCCGGUCCUAAGCGGGACGCAGCUCCGGCCGGGACGGGAGCCGCGCGCUCAGGAGAGCACCGGAAGAAGCUCAAGCUCUAUCAACACGGGACUGUCGUUUUGAAAUCCGACUGCGCAGGUCUAUUUUGGUUUAUUUUUUGGGGCCUUUUUGAAUUUUGUUUCCAGAGAGAGGGGGGCGUCAGCGGAGCCGCAGUCAUGGUGGAUGCGUCGGAGUGCGGCGUGAGGGUGAUGUGCCGCUUCAGGCCUCUGAACCAGGCCGAGGUCCAGCGGGGAGACCAGUACAUCCCCAAAUUCAAGGGCGACGACACGGUGCUGAUAACGGCCAAACCAUACGUGUUCGACCGCGUGCUGCCGCCCAACACCACACAGGGGCAGGUCUACGACCAGUGUGCCAAACAGAUAGUCAAAGAUGUGUUGGGUGGGUACAACGGGACCAUCUUCGCCUACGGACAAACAUCGUCUGGGAAGACCCACACCAUGGAGGGCAAACUGCACGACCCCCAGCUGAUGGGGAUCAUCCCUCGCAUCGCCCAUGACAUCUUUGACCACAUCUACUCCAUGGACGAGAACCUGGAAUUUCACAUCAAGGUCUCUUAUUUUGAAAUUUACCUGGACAAGAUCAGAGACCUGCUGGAUGUGUCGAAGACCAACCUUGCCGUGCACGAAGACAAAAACAGGGUGCCCUAUGUUAAGGGUUGCACUGAGCGCUUCGUGUCCAGCCCAGAGGAGGUGAUGGACGUCAUCGACGAGGGAAAAUCCAAUCGACACGUGGCCGUGACCAACAUGAACGAGCACAGCUCCCGGAGCCACAGCAUCUUCCUCAUCAACAUCAAGCAGGAGAACAUCGAGACGGAGAAGAAACUGUCGGGGAAGCUCUACCUGGUGGACCUGGCUGGCAGUGAGAAGGUCAGUAAGACCGGAGCGGAGGGCGCCGUCCUGGACGAGGCCAAGAACAUCAACAAGUCUCUGUCGGCACUGGGGAACGUCAUCUCCGCUUUAGCAGAGGGAACGAAAACCCACGUGCCGUACAGAGACAGCAAGAUGACGCGGAUCCUGCAGGACUCGCUGGGAGGAAACUGCCGCACCACCAUCAUCAUCUGCUGCUCGCCGUCCGUCUACAACGAGGCCGAGACCAAGUCCACGCUCAUGUUUGGACAGAGAGCCAAGACCAUCAAGAACACGGUCUGCGUGAACCUGGAGCUGACAGCGGAGGAGUGGAAGAAGAAAUACGAGAAGGAGAAAGAGAAGAGCAAGAGCCUGAAGAGCGUCAUCCAGAGGCUGGAGGCGGAGCUAGAGCGCUGGAGGAGGGGCGAGGACGUUCCUGAGGACGAGCAGCUGAGCGCCAAGGACCAGAAGAGCGCCGAGCCGUACGACAACACUCCCACCAUCGACAACCUGCCGCCGGCUGGAGGAGGCGUCUCCGUGUGCGGCGAGGAGAGGCGCAAAUACGAGGAGGACAUUGGCGACCUGUACAAGCAGCUGGACGACAAGGACGAUGAGAUCAACCAACACAGCCAGCUGGCGGAGAAGCUGAAGGAGCAGAUGAUUGACCAAGAAGAGCUCUUGGCGUCGACGCGACGCGACUACGAGAAGAUCCAGGAGGAGCUGUGCCGGCUGCAGAUGGAGAACGAGCUGGCCAAGGAGGAAGUGAAGGAGGUGCUGCAGGCGCUGGAGGAGCUGGCCGUCAACUACGACCAGAAGAGCCAGAAGGUGGAGGAGCAGGAGCAGGCCAACCUGCAGCUGAGCGAAGAGCUGCAGCACAAGACGGCGCUGCUGUUGGCGGCACAGCGGGAACUUAGCCAGAUGCAGGAGAUCAACGGUUUGCAGAGGAAGAGGGCCGUGGAGGUGCUCAACCUGCUGCUACGGGACCUCAGCGACAUUGGCGCCAUCAUCUGCACCAGCGACGUCAAGGCCGCCGCUUCCUCAGAAACCAACGGGAACGGCUCCGCCAUGGAGGAGGAGUUUACCGUCGCUCGCCUCUACAUCAGCAAGAUGAAGUCCGAGGUCAAGUCUCUGGUGAACCGCUGCAAACAGCUGGAGAGUGCUCAGGCCGACGCCCACCACAAGAUCCAGGCCAACGAGAAGGAGCUGGCUUCCUGUCAGCUGCUCGUCUCCCAGCAUCAGGCCAAGAUCAGGUCUCUGACGGACUACAUGCAGAACCUGGAACAGAGGAAGCGGCAGCUGGAGGAGAGCCAGGACGCGCUGAGCGAGGAGCUCGCCGAGCUUCAGGCUCAGGGUAAGAGGCAUGAGCUGUCAGGCGAGGCCACGGUGGACCUCUCUAAGGACAGAGGCGACGACAUAAAGAAAUCUCUGGACGAGCAGCUGGAGAGCCACAGAGAAGCUCACCAGAAGCAGCUGAGCCGCCUCCGGGACGAGGUCAAGGAAAAGCAGAGGAUGCUGGACGAGCUGACCGAUCUGAACCAGGGUCUGCUGCUGGAGCAGGAGAGGCUCAUGGCGGACUUCAGCAAACUGAAGGAAAAGGAGCAGGAGAAGGACACCAAGCUGCAGAAGCUCACACAGCUCAAUGAAGAGCAGGAGACGGCUAGAGAGGAGCUGAAAGGUCUGGAGGAGACUGUGGCCAAAGAGCUGCAGACGCUGCACAACCUGCGCAAACUCUUCGUUCAGGACCUCACCGCUCGGGUCAAGAAGAGUGCAGAGCUGGACUGUGAGGAAGGCCUGAGCAACGUCGCCCAAAAGCAGAAGAUCUCCUUCCUGGAGAACAACCUGGAGCAGCUAACAAAGGUCCACAAGCAGCUGGUUCGCGACAACGCCGACCUCCGCUGCGAGCUGCCGAAGCUGGAGAAGCGUCUGCGAGUGACGGCCGAGCGCGUCAAAGCGCUGGAGAACGCCCUGAAGGAGGCCAAGGAGAACGCCAUGCGGGACCGCAAGCGCUACCAGCAGGAGGUGGACCGCAUCAAGGAGGCCGUUCGCGCCAAGAACAUGGCCAGGAGGGGGUUCUCCGCGCAGAUCGCCAAACCCAUCAGGCCGGGUCACCCCCCCACGGCGUCCCCGAUCUGUGGUUCCGUCAGAACCGGGACGGUCCGCUCCUAAACUGAACUCCCACACAGACAGUAAACAACUCUCCGCAUGCCCACAACAAGCCCCGCCCCCCUCCUCCUGUGGCACCGUCAGGAAGCCUCCUCCCCAUUUUCCGGUAGUUUUUUUUGUUCCUCUUGUAGGUGAAGUUUGUUGGAGGGGAAGACAAGGAUGCCGCCGGAACACGCCUACCGCCGGACCUCCUGAAGGAGCGCCACCCAAAACACACCCUUUAAGAAAGCAACAAACAAGGAAAACACACAAAUGCAGACAUUUGAAUGUUUCGUCAUUUUCAUUUUUGUCCUUCAUUUGUCUAAAGUUUGUGUCUAAAACCAUAUCUAUAAAAAUGGUUUGUUUUUGUAAACUUGAAGGUUUUGUGACGUUAGCAAAACUGCGGAUCCACAAAAGAAAAUGCUCUCAAAUAUUCCAUUUGUUGCCGUUUUUCUCGUCCUGCAUCAUUUUUGCAGAUCUACGGUCUAGUGAAAUAGUUGUGAUGCAAACCUAUGGAACACCCAAAGUGACAAAAUUCAUUUGAGGGGAAAAAUAAGGCAUGAAAUUAGAAUGUUCACAAAUGAAAGAAAAACAUCCUACAAACACAUUUAAAACAAAUAUUUGCUUUGUUUAUGUAUUUAAAACUCUAACUUGUAAUAAUUAAGCUUUAGCUUAGCCACUGCUUUUUUUGUAACUACAAAAUGCUAGCUAAAACAAUUAGUAGCACUUUUUAGAUUUUUGUCCCCAAAUUUUCUAUAUUUGAACGCUAAAUUAUUUUACAUCAAGCUCAACACGCUAGCAAUCUGUACAUUUAAGGUUUUAAAUUUAGGACCAAGAACUGAGGCCCCGCCCACCUAAUUACCAUAGUUAGUGUCACAAAAUUUCUUGACAAACCUCCGGACAUUGUUUACACAUUAUUUGUAUCAAGGUUUUAUUAAUUUAGUCUUGUUUAGACCUCCGUAUUUAUCGGUUCUUGUUCAGGAUGUUGCAGUCUGAUCGGCCAAUCAGACGCUCCCUGACCUGCAUCAGCGCCUCUCCGGGUUGUUUUUUUCUCUGCAGUUUCGGACAAAUGAUUUCCGACGUUUGUGCCUUUUGCGCUCGCGCUCGAAUGUGAAUGUGACCCUCUCUGGACGUGAGCGUCAUCCGUGAAAGUUCUCUGUACUCGUCGCUGAGCAUGACCGAGUUUCCUCCUGUAUGUACCGAGGGAAUCGAACGACACGUGAAUGAACGUUCCUGCAUGACGAUGCAUCCUCCAACCAGAAACCACAUGUGUUUGUUGGGAAAUCCAACGGGUAAAAAAAAAUUUGCACCAUUGAGAUGUUUUAUUUUGUAGAAAAAAAAUAAAACUAUUGUUUUGGU
Messenger RNA from Oryzias latipes (Japanese medaka), 4493 nucleotides. Its product is annotated as kinesin heavy chain. Gene Ontology annotation, molecular function: microtubule motor activity; ATP binding; microtubule binding. NCBI's taxonomy places the organism in Eukaryota, Metazoa, Chordata, Actinopteri, Beloniformes, Adrianichthyidae. The record is from RefSeq and is a predicted model, not a curated record. Gene Ontology annotation, biological process: microtubule-based movement.